GUUGAAUUUGAAAACAGGCGGCAGUGCUACGAGAGGAAAACAGACGGAAAGGAAAGAUGACUGCGGACAAUGAAAUAGACACUAAAGAGGCGUUUCAGCGCGCUCAGAAGGGCCACAAUAACAAAGCAAAGCUGGUGGCAAGCCUGAAGAACCGCUACAGCAAGAUGGAGGACAAGACACUGUUCCACGAAGAGUUUGUCCACUACCUGAAAUACGCCAUGAUUGUCUACAAGCGUGAACCUGCAGUUGAAAAUGUCAUGGAGUUUGUGGCGAGGUUCGCCGCAAGUUUCCAGUCCCCACCUAAGACAGAGGAGGAGGAAGAGCAGCGGAAGGAGGAAGGGGAGGAGGAGGAUGAAGAAGAAGAAGAUGCUGAGGACGAUCAUCCGUUUCUGAGUUUCAUCUUCAACUUCCUGUUAGAGUCUCAUAAAGCCAGUAGCCAUGCGGUGCGUUUCCGUGUGUGCCAGCUGAUCAACAAGUUGCUGGGCAGUAUGGCAGAGAAUGCCCAGAUAGACGACGACCUUUUUGAACGCAUCCACCAAGCCAUGCUGGUCCGUGUCACUGACAAGUUCCCUAAUGUGAGGAUUCAGGCUGCUUUGGCCAUGACGCGCCUACAACAGCCAAGUGAUCCGGACUGUCCAACCAUCAACGCAUACAUGUUGAUUCUGGAAAAUGAUACUAAUGCUGAGGUGCGACGUGCCGUUCUUUCCUGCAUUGCAAUGUCCCCUCGCACCCUCCCCAAAGUACUCAAACGCACCCGGGACAUCAAAGAGAAUGUCCGCAAGCUAGCCUACCAGGUUCUGGCUGACAAGGUUCACAUUAAAGCUUUGUCCAUCGCACAGAGAGUUAGUCUGCUGCAGCAGGGUCUCCGUGACACCUCAGAAGCGGUGAGAGAGGUGGUUUGUUCUCAUUUACUGCCGGCCUGGCUGGCUCGGCUGGAUGGUAACGUCAUAGAGAUGCUCCACAGGCUGGAUGUAGAGAACUGUGCCCAAACAGCUCUGGACACACUGACGGCCAUCUUCAAAGGCACACCCACUGAAGAACUGCUGCAGAACAGUGUGCAGCUCGACAACAGGAAGCUGAUCCCAGUGGACUGUCUGUCCUGUGAGAACGUGCUUUACUGGAGAGCUCUGUGUGAGUUCAUAAAGGCUAAAGGAGACGAGGGUGAUGAAAUGCUGGAGCAAGUGUUGCCAGACGCUGCCACUUAUUCCGACUACCUCUAUGGAUAUCUGAAGGCGGUGCCUGUGCUGUCAGAGGAACAGAGGGCUGACUUCAACCAGCUGGAGCUGGUCAUGACCAAGGAGUUCAUCUCCCAACAGCUCAUCCAUCUCAUUGAAUGUCUGGACACCAAUGAGGAGGGCGGCAGGAAGCGUGUGUUGGCAGUUCUGCAGGAGAUGUUGGCUCUUCCACAGACUCCAUCCUCGCUGGUCUCCCUUCUCACUGAGAAACUCCUCAACCUCAUUCCUGAUGACCAAAGACGCAUCCAGGCUGUGGCAGAAAUCAUCUCGGAUGUGAGGGAGCCCAUCAUGGAAGCCAGUCGGCCGGUGGAUGAGAACGAGAACCGUCGGCAGCAAGUCCAGCUGGCAGAGGUUAAGGUGCGUAUCUUAGAGGCCAAACAAACCCUGGAGGACUGCAUCACCGCCCAGGAGUUCAGCCGCGCUGCAGAGCUGAAGGACUCCAUCACAGAGCUUGAAAACCGCAGGAACCGCAUCAUCCAGGAAAUCGCAGAGAGCACCCAGCCGGCCGACAAGGAGGUCCGCACCGAGAAGAAUGACCCGGAGACUCUUCUGAGGUGUCUAACAAUGUGUGCAGAACUGCUGAAGCAGAUGAGCAUCAAGACGCGAAUCGGUCCUACAAUUAGCGCCUUAAUGUCCUCACUGAUCCUGCCCAGUAUAGCAAACGCUCACCCUGCAGUCCGUAAUAUGGCCGUCGUGUGUCUGGGAACAUGCACCCUGCACAGCAAGGAGCUGGCCAAGACCCACAUGGUCCUGCUGCUGCAGAUUGCCCAGCUGGAUGAAAUAAAGAUCCGUAUCAGUGCUCUACGGGCCAUCAUCGACCUGCUGCUGCUGUUCGGAUUCCAGCUGCUGUCUGAAGCAGCUGCCACUCAGACCUCACAGUCACCAGACAGACAGGAGGAGGACGCGGCGGUUGAGGAGAAGGGAGAUGUACCUGAGGACAGCUCCCAGAGUAUAAUUGUGAUGCUUUCAGACUUCCUGGACAGCGAGGUGUCUGACCUGCGUACGGAGACGGCCGAGGGCCUGGCCAAACUAAUGUACACAGGCCGUAUCUCCAGUGCCAAGAUGCUCUCCCGUCUGGUGCUGCUGUGGUACAAUCCUGUCACUGAGGACGACACGCGUCUGCGGCACUGCCUCGGCGUCUUCUUCCAGCUCUACGCCCGCGAGAGCAGGGCCCACCAGGAGGUAGUGGAGGAGAGUUUCCUGCCGACUGUUCGGACUCUGAUGAACGCUCCUGCCACCUCUCCACUAGCUGAGGUGGACAUUAACAAUGUGCUUGAGCUAUUUGUGGAGCUGACCCGGCCGAGUGUGCUUAUCAAGCCCUCGACCACCACAGAGGAGGUGUGUGUCCAUGACUACCUGGCGGUGCGCAUGUGUGGGGAGAUGCUGAAGGACCCCACAGCCCCUGAGGUGCGUCUCUAUGCCAAGACUCUCAGCAACCUGGAGCUCAGCAGAGAUGAGACCGUCAGGAAAGACCUGCAGACUCUUCUGCAGCAGCUUGUACAGGUGGUGAAGGAUCGCGUCUGUCUGCGUGCUCUGGAGAAGAUGAUUUAUCAGAUGGUGGACUCAAAAGAACAGGCAGAGCUCCUCAGUGCCAGCGCGCUACAACCAUUGGAUGUCAAUGCGGAUGAGACUGCAGCAGACGAUCCAUCUAAAUCUGCCAAGAGAGCCAAAAGAGGUCAGAGGAAAGUCUGCGCUGCCAAAGGGGGCAGAAAGCCGAGCAGGAGGGGAGAGUCAUCAGAGGAGAGUGAUGGAGAAAAUGUCCCAGAGUCAGGUCCUGUGGUGCGUCCUUCACGGAGGGCCAAGACCGCAGCUCUAGAGAAGACAAAGCUGGACCUCAACACCCUCAUUAACCAGGAGGCCAAUGUGUCAUAGAAGUCAGAUUAUGAAGUUUGUGCAUAAAUGGAAAUUAGCAUUUUUUUAGCAAGUGUUUAUGUACUCCAGUCUAAUGUAAUCCACAUACUUUUGUACUUCCAAAACAUUUCCGGCAUAACUGAUGUCAGUAAGUGUAACUGCACCUGCCACUUCUUUGAUUUAGAGCCUUUAAAGUGGAUUCACCUCUUUGAGUCAUAUUUCUUACGUUUUAUGUCUGUGUUUCGCCAUUUCUAGUUCUGUCAUUUUAAUCAUUAAAAUUCU
Molecule: messenger RNA, 3368 nt
Organism: Chelmon rostratus (copperband butterflyfish)
Lineage: Eukaryota; Metazoa; Chordata; Actinopteri; Chaetodontiformes; Chaetodontidae
Gene: ncapg
Product: non-SMC condensin I complex, subunit G
Exons: 22
Coding region: 57-3107 (1016 amino acids)
Biological process (GO): mitotic chromosome condensation
Cellular component (GO): cytoplasm; condensin complex; condensed chromosome
Molecular function (GO): protein binding
Source: RefSeq, a predicted model, not a curated record